This is a messenger RNA of Aspergillus wentii DTO 134E9, 1328 nucleotides long. RefSeq names its product methyltransferase tpcM (gene tpcM). The record is from RefSeq and is a predicted model, not a curated record. NCBI's taxonomy places the organism in Eukaryota, Fungi, Ascomycota, Eurotiomycetes, Eurotiales, Aspergillaceae. Gene Ontology annotation, molecular function: S-adenosylmethionine-dependent methyltransferase activity. The coding region runs from base 185 to 1117 and encodes 310 amino acids. The transcript has a single exon.
CAGAAGACUGAAAGGUGUGGAAAAUAAACCGAGCGUAAACCCCGAGUUCCGUCUUGUCCAGUGGUCAAGUGAUGCUUCGCUUCCCGACAAGGUUACUUCAUUGUCUACGUAUGCCUCUAUAUAUCAAUCGCACUAAUCCACAUAGGCAUAGUAGAACACGAUAGGCUCUACAGCAAACAGCAAAAUGACUGCAAUAAACCCACCUGCCUUUACCCCCGAAGAGAAUCUCUUUGCCAAAGGCGAGGCCUUCUGGAACAACUACCUCAAAGGCAGACCAUCGGCCCCCGAUGUCUUUUUCGAGCGCAUCUUCAACUAUCACCAGGAACACAAUGGCCAAUUUGGUGUCAUUCACGAUGUCGGUGCUGGGAACGGGCCAUAUGCAAACACGCUCCGGUCCAAGUUCCAACAUGUCAUAAUUUCGGACAUCGCAGCGGAGAAUGUCUCUCUUGCUCAAGAUAGACUCGGUACAGACGGAUUCAGUUACCGCGCUGCCCGUGUGGAGGAGGGUGACGAUAUCCCCGACGGCAGCGUCGACAUGGUCUUCGCUACCAAUGUGAUGCAUUUCUGCGACCAAGAGCUGGCUAUGCAAGUCAUUGCGAAACAGCUCAAACCUGGUGGGACAUUUGCCUGUGCCGGUUUCGGGGGUGCUUAUUUUGAGGAUGACCGGGUUCGAGACAUCUACACCCGUAUCUACCACUGUGGUGGACGCGCCUUGUUGAAGAAUGCCGAUGAUCCGGCAAAGAUGAUAGGGGCUAUGGCUCGGACUCAUGGGGCGUAUAACGUCGCUCCACUAGAUGAGGCACUGUUCCUACCGGGGGCACAGCGGGUUCACCUCAACAUGCAGCACCAAGGCAUCGCGGCGCCCUUGCCGCCGGAGGUCGAGGUGACCGAGCCGCUACACACAGGCGUCGAAGAUGUCCAGGUAUUCGAGAUGGAGGAUGGGUGGGAUUUUGAGACGGAUCUGAACGGCCUCCGAGAGCAUAUCGAAUCAUUCCCGUUUGCUAAUCAAGACCCUGUGGCUUUUGCCGAGUUGUGGCUGGAGAUGGAGGAAGUUGUCAAAGACCAGACGGUCAAAGGACAAUGGCCAGCAAAGGUCAUUCUGGCUACCAGGCGUUGACGUCUGGGUAGACCAAAGCAGCAGUGAUAGUAUCACAUGAUCAGCCGCUAUAUUUUUGCAAUUCAUCAAUGAAAGCACUUGCAUGCAUGUAUACACAGCACACUGUAGACUGUAGAUAGAACUGAGCAUGGCUAGGCAGCUGAAAUCACAAAAAGCAAGCAUUAAUUCCUCAUCUCGGGCCAGAAUCCCAUCGGCAUGGUCUAUUUUGAAA